This is a messenger RNA of Huiozyma naganishii CBS 8797, 1266 nucleotides long. It is a transcript of the gene ENT5, whose product is annotated as Ent5p. Gene Ontology annotation, biological process: endocytosis; Golgi to endosome transport. NCBI's taxonomy places the organism in Eukaryota, Fungi, Ascomycota, Saccharomycetes, Saccharomycetales, Saccharomycetaceae. Gene Ontology annotation, cellular component: endosome; clathrin vesicle coat; plasma membrane. Gene Ontology annotation, molecular function: clathrin binding; phospholipid binding. The transcript has a single exon. The record is from RefSeq and is a predicted model, not a curated record. Bases 1 to 1266 code for a protein of 421 amino acids.
AUGGAUUCGUUGUCGAAGAAGAUACAGAACCUGGGGAUCCACGAUAUUAGGAACGCAGCCCGGUUUGCGCAGAAUGUGAUCGUGCAGUACGAGCCGUACCAGGUGGAUAUAAGGCGUGCGACGAACACGGACGCCUGGGGGCCCACACCGAAGCAUCUCAGCAAAGUGCUUCGGCACAGGUAUCAGGUGCCCAUGUACCUGAUGACGGAGUACAUCUUGAAGAGGCUCGUGGACCACAUUGCAACGCGGCCAAAGAACCUGUACGAGAAGGCCCGGAAGGACUACGUGAACUACGGCGCCGAGUGGCGCGUCGUGCUCAAGUGUCUCACGGUGAUCGAAUUCCUCAUGUUGAAUGUCGACGAGGGCGACGAGUUGAACCAGAUACGCAGCAGUCUCCAGACACACAAGCAUAUACUCACGCGCGAAGUUGCGCAGUACCGCGUGAAGUUCUCCAACGACGGGAAAAUGGAGGUCCACGAGCGCGGGAUCAGGAAGAAGGGGGAGACUAUAGUUCAGUUCAUGGAGGACCCGCACUUCCUCAAGCGCGAGAGAAAUAAGAACAAGCAGAACGCAAGCAAGAUCCGGCACCAGACGGAAACGUCCAUCUACAACGCGAACGCCAUGGACUCAGCGUCCCUUGCCGCGACUACGGGCACGAACAACGGGCUCGGAGCAAACGGGUACGAUUACGUCGACGAUAGCGACGAGUUCGAUGACGCGGGUGCAGAUGUGGACGCCUCGGGCGUCGGGGCCAGUAUCGGUGCAAAUGUGGGCCAUCCACAGGAGCGUAAGCGCACGACGCUCGAGGAACAACGCAGGCAGCGCAGAGAGAUCCUCAGGGAGAGGAUCAGGUCCACGGAGCAACAGAGGAAGAAACAGGUUAGUAAAGACGCGCAUGCCCAGAAACAGCAAGAGGAGAUUCCGGAUUUACUGGACAUGGAUUUCGAUGCUCCAGCUCCAACCUCGCCCAGUCUGGGGGGUAGUACAGCGCAACCUACAACGGACAAGUCGGGAACUACUCAGGAGGACAACGAUGAAGAGGACGACGGGUUUGGUGAUUUCCAAACGGACGCAAACCCAUGGUCGUCGUCGGAACCCGCUGUUCAGCCAAACACUGCGGGCAGUCCCGCACUGGAUGACCUUCUAGGGUCCGGACCUUCGAAAUCGAACGGGAAACCCGCGGCAAAUACAACGAACAGUACUGGCUCGGCGCAGAACAAGGACCUGUUUGCAGACCUAUACACCAACUCCAAAUCGUUAAUAUGA